UCCCCGCCAGGUCUAUGCGCGCCGAGGCCGCCACAGCCUAGCGUCCGGGUGGCUCCGGAGCGCACUACCGGGCGCGCUCUCCGGAGCUUGGGCGUCCGUGACCGCGAGUCCUAGGGCGCCGGCGGUGGCAGGCGAGGGGCGCGGCGCUGCUCUGCCACCGGCUCCGGCCAGCGAGCGCGGGCGACCUACGGGCGUCCAGACCUUUGUGGCGGCUGCGGGGAGCUCUGGCCGCGGCUCCCCCCAGCUCCAGCCUGGGCGCCCCGGGCCACUCGCUGCCGCCGCCCAUGGGGAUCCGAGAGUUUCCCGGCGGCGCUCCCAGGACCAAGAGCAUUGCUGUUGGCAUGAGGAGGUCACCGGACGUCAGCCCGCGGAGACUGUCCGACAUCAGCCCUCAGCUCCGGCAGCUCAAGUACUUGGUGGUGGAUGAGGCGAUCAAGGAGGAUCUGAAAUGGUCUCGCUCUGUGGAGGAUCUCACCAGUGGACCAGUGGGACUCACAUCCAUCGAGGAGCGGAUCCUGCGCAUCACAGGCUACUAUGGCUACCAGCCCUGGGCGACCAGCUACAAAAGGGAGGAGCGCCCCCGGGAGCCCCCGGGCCCUGCAGAGGCCCAGGCGCCAGCUGGGACAGAGGCUGGUGGGAGGACAAGCCGGCACAACUGGACAUGUUCUCAGGAGCGGCUCAGGAAGGUCUUCUGGGGCGUGGCUGUCGUGUUCUGCGUGUGCGCCUCCUGGGCCGGCUCCACGCAGCUCGCCAGGCUGACUUUCAAGACCUUCGACGCACCAUUCACCCUGACGUGGUUUGCCACCAACUGGAACUUUCUGUUCUUCCCAUUGUACUACGCAGGACAUGUGUGCAAAUCCACAGAGAAGCAGUCUGUGAAACAGAGAUACCGGCACUGCUGCCGGUUCUACCGAGUCAACGGCUUAACUUUGAAAGUGUUCUUUACCAAGGCAGCACCUUUUGGUGUUCUUUGGACUCUCACAAACUACCUGUACUUACACGCAAUAAAGAAGAUAAACGCCACAGACGUCUCCGUCCUGUUCUGCUGCAACAAAUCAUUUGUUUUCUUGCUGUCGUGGAUCGUUCUCAGGGACAGAUUCAUGGGAGUGAGGAUCGUGGCCGCCAUCCUUGCCAUCGCUGGCAUUGUCAUGAUGACCUACGCCGAUGGCUUCCACAGUCACUCAGUCAUUGGCAUAGCCCUGGUGGUGGGCUCUGCUUCCAUGUCAGCCCUUUACAAGGUUCUGUUCAAGCUGCUGCUGGGCAGCGCCAAGUUCGGAGAAGCGGCCUUAUUCCUGUCCAUCUUGGGUGUGUUCAACAUCCUCUUCAUCACCUGCAUCCCUGUCAUCCUCUAUUUCACCAGGGUGGAAUACUGGAACUCCUUCGACGACAUUCCAUGGGGAAACCUCUGUGGGUUUUCCAUUCUCUUAUUGACAUUCAAUAUUGUAUUAAAUUUUGGAAUUGCUGUCACGUAUCCCACGCUGAUGUCUCUCGGAAUUGUCCUCAGUGUACCUGUAAAUGCAGUGGUCGAUCACUACACCAGUCAGAUAGUCUUCAACGGGGUCCGGGUCAUCGCCAUCAUCAUUAUCGGCCUGGGCUUCCUCCUCCUGCUCCUUCCAGAAGAGUGGGAUGUCUGGUUGAUCAAGUUGCUCACCCGCCUCAAAGUGAGGAAGAAGGAGGAGACAGCAGAGAGCAGCGGGGACUUGGGCACAGGUCCCCAGAGCAGGAGCAGAAGAGCCCGCCCAUCCUUUGCUCGCUGAGAAAACUCCUCUAGAACUCUGGGAUGCCCCCAUGGUAAUGUUUUUGAGGUCCAUUCCUGAUGGAGGAACCUCAGUUGGGUGAGGUGUACAUACAUGUACAGUUUUGGUAACUGCAGUAAGUUCUACGGUAUUUAUUGGCAUGUCCAAUUUGCUUGCACUUUUCCACGUCAGACCUUCCACUAAGGGUACCGAUUCAAAACAGAUGAGAAAAGAACCUCUCAGCGCUUCUUAAAUGAAUGUAAAGCGAGGUAAAAUGAGCCUUGUGUCGGUCUCUUCAGAGGACAGGCAAGCUGGACAAGCCAGGGCAAAGGCUCUGCCUCUUAGCAAUUGAAAGUGACAUUGUGCACUGUGAUUAUUUUUCAGCUAUAGUAGGUCAUAUUUUGUUUUAUACCAGAACUGUAUACUUAAUUUUAAGGAAUCUCAAUGAACCAAAAGAUAAUUGUCAGUUAAUUUGGAUGGGUA
Messenger RNA from Mus caroli (Ryukyu mouse), 2219 nucleotides. NCBI's taxonomy places the organism in Eukaryota, Metazoa, Chordata, Mammalia, Rodentia, Muridae. The record is from RefSeq and is a predicted model, not a curated record.